CCCAAAACAACCGACAAGCUCAACCACAAAAUAAAGAAGAAAAACAAAACACACUAAACGCUUUCAGCAAACCAUAAUUAAGUUAUUAAGUGAAUGCGAUGUUAAAGUCCACAUAUACGCUGUGCACUUUUCGCCUUAUUUAGCAGCGAAUAUUGGACUAGUGUAGGGUUAGGCCUAGGCUAGACCUCUAGACCAAUACACCUUCCCCCUUCUUCUUUCUUCGUACACAGGGAGGUCACGCAUCAUAACCCAGUUGUAAACACAACCCGGCUGUGGAACACAGGCCGGCUGACUGAUAAUGUAAACAAAUCUCAACCUAUUCUCUUUUUCCUUGUUGAAUGGUUUUCCUUAGAUCCUUUAAUUCCUUUCCCAUUUAGAACGUGUUUUCACGUCCAAAAUUCACUAAAAAGGUAAUAAUUAUCUCAGAAGUCCAGUCAACUUGACCAGCAUUAUUUUGUUUGCAAAGAAGAGAGAAGUUCUAUAUAGGCCAACUUCCACCGCUCCCGACCAAUCAGAUCAAGAAAGACUUGAGGUGAUUCUAUUUUUAUAAAAUUUUGUGAAAGUAGGGCUUACACUAAGAAAACAUAACGGGGUGUACUCUGCCUCAAUUGCAAUACAAAAGUAUUAUACAAAAAUUAACAAAAUAUACAAAGUAGUUUUAAAAUAAUGUUGUCCAUCUUCACACUGAAACACGAAAAGGUAAGCCUAAUGCAGCGUAGGGAUUUUGGCAUCAUCUUGAGCCUUGACCCAGUUUCUCCAAGUUCAGCUGUGAAUGAUGGUGACGAUGUAGUGUCUACAUCGUUUCACAGAGGUCCCAUAUCAGAAUAUCGUUAGUUUUGAAGAAUUUCACACAACAUCCUACUUUUGUUGUACCAAAGUUACAAUCACACUGUGUCGAGAUGGAUGGUGAUGGUGGAGAGAAAAAGGAAGUUCGUCGGCCGAUGAACGCCUUCCUGAUCUUUUGCAAGCGUCACCGCAGUGUGGUGCGGGAAAAGCACCCCGAGCUGGACAACCGCAGCGUGACACGUGUACUGGGCGACCUCUGGGCCAACCUCGGUGAGGAGAAGGCGACCUACACUACUUUAGCCAAACAGUACAAGGAUGCGUUUAUGAAGGCCAACCCGGAUUACAAGUGGCACAACACGGACAAGUCCAGCUCAGCGGCAAGCAAAGUGACCGCGAAACCCACCAAUUCCAGGGUCAUCAAGAACGUCGCCGAUCUUGUUCCUGAAGGGGGGAUAACUCCGGGAAAACUUGCAGACCCGGACAAGAUGGGUGGCCUGAACUUGCUGCUUCUGGCAGGCCGAGAGACUGCCAACGAGGACUAUGCGAGGCACUCGGCUCCCAAGACGUCUGUGGCUCCCCACAUCACCGUGACGACUUCUGCCAGUGUCUCCGCCUCUCCUGCUACCUGCUUCGCUGCUUCCUCGGGAGCUGACGUGCCACCUGCGUCCACUAACUCAGCCCUUCUUCAGCUUGCAGAGAUGUGCACCAGUGAGCUCCACAGUCCGCUGCCCACGACAACGCCGCUAACUCUUCCCCAUCAGUCCGCAACGUCCAGUUCCCCGUCGCCGACGGCAACAGCCGCCACCACCUACCCCUUCUCCUCUGGCACGGACUCAUCCCAGUUGGCAGCAUCUGCCAAGAGGUCCCCCGUACAGACUGCCGUCAUGUCCUCCUCACACCCGCUGCCCCCGCCCAAGAAGAGAGCCAGACACUGGAGCCUGUCGGAGAGUGGCCAGGUUUCCACGGAUACUGCUUCUGACUGCGGAGAUGCCUCGUCCGACCUGGCGGGUGAUGCACACAGGGAUGUUAGAUGUUGGGGCUCCGAGGAGCCUCUCGCUGCCAAGAGAGGAUGUGGUGCGUUGUCCCCGCUAAAUCUUUCUAUGCCAAAGUCUCUGGCCUUGCCCCAGGGAUCGGAUCCCAUCUUUGGCAAAUUUGCCACCUUUGCCGAUUAUAAACAGACAUGCCAUGCUCGGAGAACCUCGUCCUCUGCCACAGAAUCGCUUCCUUCCCCCUCCCCACCAUACCCCCAUGACUCGGAGUCCCCCGUUUUCCUUCAGGCAGAAGCGGGAGACUUGUGUAAAGCAGAAACGAAGCUUCCUCUCCCAAAGAAGGUGCCGGAAAGUUUCCAGAGGAGCUAUCUUCCCCAGCUUGGUGAAGAUGUGUUGCACCUCGCAAAACAGGCCCCGCCUCCCCCUACACAUCUGCCAGAUCGGCGGUACUGGGAGGAUCCGCCCCCUCUGACAGCAGAAGCAGACGCGAGACUGGCAUCCCAUGUUCUCCGAGCCUCCCUGAUGUGGGGACAGGAGAGGAGGUCGGUGGAUGAGGAAAAAGGCGUGACGAGUGUACAGCAGAGUGACCUUGUCUCACAAACCUGUGGUGACCGCGCGGGUUAUCGACAACAAGUCGGCUUGGCAGGAGGGGGUGGGUCAGUGGACUCGAACCUGGAGAGUUCUAGACCAGAGUUCAUGCAGUGGCGACAGCGGAGUGAAGGAGGGUUUGGUCAGGAGGAAGGCGCGGCAGGAAAUACCCAGUCGGCUCAUCUGAGAGGGGGGGUUGUGUCGAGAUCGGCAGAGCCCGUUUCGCACAACAAAAAUUUUGAAGCUGGCGAUGGAGUUCAGUCAAGUCUCAAGUUCAAGACGGACGUCCACUCCUUCCUGAGUGAGAGACGAAUCGCUUCUCUCUUGUCGAGCUCCCCGACACACCCUGUGCCCCCGUGUAGCGACCAACACUCGGACAGCUGGUCCACGCUGAGUCAGGAGAAAUCAGAGGAGCUUGGACCGGCCGAGUCAGACCCCAGGUCCCCGCUCUCCGGACACCCAGGACCUGCCAAAGGAAAGCUGAAGAAGAAGUGGGCGGAGAGGAUGUUGGCCGAGGCCUUCAAAGAGGAGAUGGCUCGGAGACCUUCCAAACAGGUGGACUCUUCCCUCCAGCACAGCGCAGGGAUGGGAAAGGAAACGGCGAAUUCAGGUUCAGAAUUGUUGAGGCUUCCCACGAGUAGCGGUGACGGUGGUGGUCUGGUCAGUACAGGUCUCAGACCAGCUAGCGGAGGAGGGGAGAACGCUGGUGACUUCAAACCCUCGGGACAACUGUUGUUUAGCGGGAGAAAUCCCCUGGACCUGCCCUCGUUCAAGACGGUUAAGCCUGAAACUUCCAGGCUGGGCCAAAGCUCCAGAAGAUUUUCGUUUUCAGAAUCCGCCCCAGUUGCCAAGACAGACAGGAGUCCCCCUUCUGGGGACUACUACCGAAUUGGUAACCUCAGCUUCCCCCCUCCCAAGAAAGCUAAGCUUGAAGAUGGUCCCAGUUCUUUCUACAAAAAACUACAGAGAUCGGCGUCUGGCGACAUCGUUGUUUCAUCGUCCGUCUCCAGAGAUCACAGGGGACCUGGCAACCUGCCGGUGAGCAGCGCCGAGCGCCUCAACCCUAUCACAGCCUGUGGCAAACGAAUCGUGGACCACAUUGUCGAACGGCUGUUUCAGACAGAUUUCUCUGGCGAGUCGCCCGGCGGUCAAGGUGCGGAGAGAUACGCGGCCAAGGAGUUGAGUAAGGAAGAGAAGGAAAAACGUUCACAGUGGAGCCAGUACAGGGAGUCGGCAGACAGAGACAGCUGGCUGAAGAAGGAGGCGAUGGAGGAGGAUGGCUGGGUGAAGAGGGAGAGGAAAUAUCUGCAGGCCAAGACGGAGAACCACGGCAAGGCGAAGGAGGAAAAAGAGGAGUGGGCAAACAGGGAGGCCAAGCUCAGCUUUCCAAGACUGUCGGCCAGCAGUUUGGUGGAGAAAGUUGUGAAAGAGGUGUGUGGUCCUCCGAUAAAGAAAGAAGAUUGUCACUGUAGCAGUGGAGCCGACGGCAAAGGUCCAGCGUCCAAGAGUCACCCGGGAGGUGCUGCUCCUAGAAUGACACCUCCGGCUAGCAGUAGUGCCAGUCUAGCGGCUACGUCGUCGUUGUUGUCAUUGUCAUCAUUCGCAACAACCGCAGCAGGAUUGAGUAAACAGUGUCUUCUGGGUCAGGUGAAUGCUCUCGAGGUGAAGCCUGAACCGCCAUCCAGGGAGUCGCUGGGGUCGUGCGGGGUCACAGAGGAGCGAGGACCUGCUGUGACCAAAAGUGAGGACAGCACGCACGGACGCAACAAACCUGUCUCCACCGGUCUCAAAACUGUUGGCCAGAGAGCUGGUGACUGUGAAGGAUCUGGUGAGCAAAAGCCAUCACUAUCUUCAGAGUCGUGUGAGCCAGAGCAUGCGGAAAACAACAACUGUGCUGUAGCUGACUGGGAAGUGGAAGCAGGCAUCCAGCCCGUGCGCAAGUCAAGGCGAGCCAAUCGCGGACAGAAGUACCAGGCGCUGAUCAACGAGGGCAUCAUACAGCCCUCCAGGGAGCGCCUGGCUGCACGCACCGCCGAGAGGAACGGGCGGAGUUUUAGCACGCGGGACGAGUUUGAGAGGCAGGAGCAGAAGCGGUGCCUGAAACGGUCGGCCAGCGAGCGGGACAUGGCCGGGGACAGUGUUUCCACCGGGGUCGCUGCGACAACGCCGACGACAGCUGCUGCUGCUGCUGCUGUGGGACAGGAGAAGAAGAAGGUCGCAGACAGUGAGCAAAGAGAGGGUAUAUGAGGCCGAGGUGCCACGCUUCCCUCUGCCCAAAUGUGCUAGGCCCACAGAGCCGGUGACGGGCAGUCGCAAGCGCAAGGUGCGCAAACAUCUCAUCACUCGCAUCAGUCGGGAGGAGGAGGCCAAAGAGCCUGCCAAGCCUCCUGUUCAAAAGCCUUCAGCAUCGUCAUCCAGUGAGAAAGAAUCUCAUAAAAACGCAGAUGGAGGUGACAACGCGAGUCUUGUGUCCCGUCAGUCUGCCAAGGCGACGACUCCGGCAACCACAGCGGUAUCUAGUGCGGGCUUAUGGGGACUGAGCGGAAAGGCUGAGAAGUCUCCUGCGACAUUGAAACCAAAACCUGCCGUGUCGUCAAGCAGCAAGUCAAACAAAGACAAGAAGUCGGCGAGGUCUGUUAAAGAAAAGUCGCAAUGUUUUUCAGAAUCGGCUCUUUCCCUGGGGAGGGACAAAGGAAGCGCAGGUGAAAGUGAGACCGCAGCAGCGACGACGAAGGCAGCAGAUACCUCCAGCGCUGACCCGUCGGCAGCGAAAUCGUCAAGAAUCGAACCUCCCGCAGCGCUGUCGUCGCAGAGCAUCCCACAACUUCCCACCUCAGCUCAAGCCAUUGCGGCGACAGAUUUCACCGCACCUUCUGCCAAGUUGGAUUCGCUCGUGGCUACCGCCCUGCUACAGUACAACUCGGCGUACUUGCCCAAGGUUGCAGCCGCGGCCUUGACGGAGGCCGUGACCGCGGAGAUGACGCGGGACAGACAGUGUCCCCUGUCGGAGACGGCCCCCUGCCCCGGCAACAGCGUCCCGACCCCGGGGGAUGCCACAAGAGCUGCCGUAGCGCCUGCCUCCUCCUCCUCAUCGUCCUCCGGCGUUCCUACCUCUUUGGAAAGUAGCAGCUCUCUCAUAGCCAGGUCGCUAGCGAGCACAGGAGACAACAGACAGCCGUACGUUCCUACCUCACUGGGCCGAGCUUCAGUCCUCUCAUCUUUGUUGACGUUAUCGUCUUCGGUAUCGGCGUAUUCCGCCUUCCAACCUCCCGUGAUCACAAACGCAUCGACCACACAGCCACAACCACAAUUUGUCGGAGGGGCUGUCUCCGCAGGUCUCGAACCCCUCCCUGCGGCCACUGCCUCUGCCACUCAGAAAUCUGGGAAGCUGUCGGCCAUAAACUCAUCCUCACCACCGACCUCGCUCCCGGCUCUGUCCGCCUUCUCCACGCCCACAGUCGUGUCUGCUUCUCCCCCGGUCACCUCUCUGUCCAGUCCCUUACAUGUGGGCAGCAAACUCCCAGUCGCUGCAGACGGAGCGAAACACGCGAGGCCUGCGGCCAUAGCGGCAUCCUCGCGAACAACUUCCUCCAUUUGGUCGGUUCUGAAGGCUGGUUCCAACGUCGGCUCUCACUUGGGUCAAGCAAAGUCGUUUCGGCCGGCACCCAGCGCCUGGUCGGGGGGGAAGAAGAAGGAUGUCAAGGACGAUUCUGGAGGUCGGAAGCACGGCGGAGCAGCACCAGCGGUGAACAAGGAGAAAGAUAAAACUGUGGUUCCCAAGUCGCCGCUGUCGUCAUCGGGGUUGGAUAAACUUCAUUGUGUAGCUCCCACCGCUGUUAGUAAAAGUCAUAAUACACCGCCCACCCUGCACAAAGGUCAAAGUUCACAAUCAGCCGUGGAUAAAGCACGAAGAGGGGAACCCGUGGUAAGUCAAGCACAGUCUAGAUCGUCGACGGUGGUACACAAUAAACCACAAAGUGCACCGUGGUCUGUGGGUAAAGAACAGGUCGCACCUCCCACUGUGUUGUCUGCCCCGGAGAAGGUUGGUUGUGUUGCGACUUGUGCCGUGCGGAAAGGGUCGGAUGGUACGUUGUCAAGUGCUGCGGAGCAAGAACCAUGUGUAGAAUCUGGUGCGGAUAGAGUCCGUGCUUCCAACGCAUCGACAAAACUUUCUCUCAGUGAGCAGGACCUUCAUAGAAUGGCACCGAAUGUCGCAGGAAAGGCUGCGGAGGAAUUGGUUGGUCGCACAAAUGGCGCGGCUCUCACUUCCGACGGGGAGGUCAGGAAGAAUCGCGUGUCGACCUUGAAGACGAGCAUUCUCCGUGGAAGUCUGCUGGGCGUGCACACAGGAACACCCGCUGCACACCCAGUACAGCUGUCUUCAGAAGUGUGCAAGGAGAGUUUUGCUCCGUGUCUAGACUUGGAUGAUUCCCUCAAGGAUAAGGAGUCUUUGGCCGGCGUUGUGGGUGUGAGUAUUUCCGGAGACAGCAAUUUGGAAACGGUUUCUGUGCAGCUGAAUUCUGCUCUGUGGGAAACUGCACGCCCGCUGUCGACUACUGCGGGUCCGGUCCCCCCCUCGGGUCAAGGACUUCCUAGCUUGUCGCUGCCUGGAGCAGUGCCGUACUGUAUAUCUCUGGCUUCGUGCGCCUUGCCCAUUUCCUCGCUGAACUCCUCGUCAUCAUCAUCGUCAUCUGUUCUGCCCUGUAUCCCCAUCACAACCCACGCAGUGGCCAGACCUCUGACCUCGGCGUUGUCCUCCCCUCCGACCUCGCUGUCCUCCGCUGUGGUC
Aplysia californica (California sea hare) is the source of this 7152-nucleotide messenger RNA. RefSeq lists its product as uncharacterized. Gene Ontology annotation, biological process: regulation of transcription by RNA polymerase II. Gene Ontology annotation, cellular component: nucleus. Gene Ontology annotation, molecular function: RNA polymerase II transcription regulatory region sequence-specific DNA binding; DNA-binding transcription factor activity, RNA polymerase II-specific. NCBI's taxonomy places the organism in Eukaryota, Metazoa, Mollusca, Gastropoda, Aplysiida, Aplysiidae. The record is from RefSeq and is a predicted model, not a curated record.